Messenger RNA from Zasmidium cellare ATCC 36951, 2085 nucleotides. RefSeq lists its product as uncharacterized. NCBI's taxonomy places the organism in Eukaryota, Fungi, Ascomycota, Dothideomycetes, Mycosphaerellales, Mycosphaerellaceae. The record is from RefSeq and is a predicted model, not a curated record. Bases 1 to 2085 code for a protein of 694 amino acids. The transcript has 2 exons.
AUGAGUCCACGAACAUUUUACGUACUGGCAAAGAGCGACCCUCAAACCCUAGGCGUCCCACGAACGAGCACACCGAUCUUUGGAGAGCUUGUUUGUAAGGGGGCUCUUCAUCCUGGCCAACCACGUGCCCGCCCGUUUGCACAGGAGCGCGCGACGGGCGGCCUGGACGGAAACCUUUCCUCAUGCGUGCGGGCUCUGUCAGAGCUGUCACGGGGAGCUGCAGGACAAGCGCGGCUCUGGCGCCGACGAUCCAACGCCGCCUCUGACGCAGCCGAUGAAGCAGAUCGACAGCCACAAGCCUGUGCGGUGCGUGGGACGCACGAUUGGUCGGGCCACCCGGCACAUAGCACACACACUACUCACAAGCUGCACCUCGGCCGCGUUCUAGCGCCGCGUAGCGUGCGUUGUUGGAUCUGCCGCGUUGUUGGUUCUCAGCACAUGUCAGUCCUGGGAUUGAACUUACGAGCUCAUGGCACGGCGAGCAGCUCGAAGGGGCCCUGGACUCGGUCGCGAAGAAGCGGAUGCAGAAUCGUAACGCGCAAAGAUUGUAUCGUAAGUCACCACUCCAUAGCUCCUUGCCAAGCGCGCCCGGCCCAACUAAUUGCAAAAGGCCAGCGUCAGAAGCUCCGGAUGGAGGAGCUCGAAGCCAAAGUCCGCAUGCACGAACAGCAAGCGGUUGGGCGGUCAUCUCCGAAUUGGCAUGCCGGUCAAGACCCUCGGCACCACAUCAACCAAGAACCAUCGUGGGUCAAGGCGGACGAGUGGCCACGUAGCCCGUUACGGGUCUCGCCGGCCGGCCCGCCAGCGCUGUCUUCCAAAGCCCGUGACAAGCAGACCGCUCCGUCACCGCCAAUGCAGGCGCCGUGGUCCGCGCGCGGAUCUGCCGAAUGGGCGGAAUAUCGGCCAUAUGACAUCGCAGACUCAACCGACCCCGAGAGUGCCUCCGAGAGCAACGGUCGCCGCCGUCUGUCUACCAGCACGGCAGGUGGCAGCUCCCGCACGCGGAGCAGCCGCAGCAACGCGGCCUUCUCCGCGGACACAGGGCCUUCACCUUCCGCACUACAAGAUCCACUCCGAACCCGCUCGCGGCACGAUGCGUCUCCGCGUCAGUCUGUGCUUGUGCAUGAUGCCAAUGCAAACGUCGUGCAACAGCAGCAACAUGGUCAAGACUUCCACGAGAUCGACCUUGGCGUCGAUCUUCCCGUCCUGUUUCCCAGCGACGAUAAUAACUUCGUGAACUUCUCGUUCGACCGUGAGCCGGCUGCAUCCGCCCAGAAUGUCUUGGAAGACGAGUUUUUGGCCCAGAUCAAAACGACAUUGCAGUGUGAGCUCGACCCGAUGGACGUUGCUUUUACCGGGCCAAAUAUCGACCCCGUCACAUCACUGUGUGGGCCGACCACGAGUACGAUCGACUGGAGCCAAUGUGACUUUCCGCAUCUCGAGGUCGACGAUGGCCAUCGAAAGACCCAUUCGCGCAAUGAUUCUGUCAUCGCAGACGUAGACGCCACGGAUGUGUCCCCUUGUUCCGGCCGCAGCACGGCUACUCAUGCUUCGCAACAGGAACGCAUGAAAUACAUCGCAGAAUGCGCCAAGUCUGCGGGCUUUCAGGAUUUCGAUGAGGCCAUAGAGGCGUACUACAACUCUCGUUUCAACGAACUAUCCGACCUCUGCGCGAUGCAAAAGCUCAGUCGCAACAGACAUUUGCCAGAGGUGUUGGCGGAGAUACGGCGGGCAGCGCAGCGAUGGACUAAAUGGGAGCGCCAUGGUUUUGAGCAGGAAAUGGUACGGUGUGCGGAAGAGAUUUUAAAGGGGGAGUGCGAUGCUUUUCACACACUGAAUAGUGAAGAUGACGGAGAAACUACCCAAGACGCGGGAAAGCGUGCUGGAGUGGUCUCGCACGCUCCUUCACCUGACCUGGGGAGCGUGUCGCAGGGUUGGCCGAAGUUCGGGUGGACGGCGCGGGUCCCUAACCUGUUCUCCGUGGUCCUAAGUAUCUGUGCCGAGAGCGACAGUCCCUCCUCCGACGGCGGCUUACGCUCUGCCCUUACAGUCAUGUCCACGAUCUGUGGACAUUCUGGCUAUUAG